AGAACUUUGACUGAGCUUGCCAGACGGAGCCUCUGAGACUCAACAGCAUCGGGUCAUCGACUCGGAGCACCACGGCGAUGUCAGACACAAGUCCCCUCGCGCAAAGCAACGAGUACAUACUCCAGUCAGCACUGGAGACUGCCUUCCAGCACACGGACACUGCGCCUAAAUCUGCUACUUCUAUUCCGGCCGCUCCUACAUCACUCUCAGAUGCACCUGCAGUAACUUUGGAGGUCCCAGAAGGUUCUGAAACGGUCGAAGAAGACGCAUGGAAGGGAGAAUAUGAGGCUCAGGUAGAGGAAUGGCGUGCUCAGUCAGCCGAAGCUCGUGCCAAAGCAGAGCGCGAGCGCGCACGGUGGGAACAGAUUAGGAUACGUGAAGCAGAAGAACGGCAAGCGCUCGGCCAGGAGCCAGAAAACUGGGAUGCAUUGGGCUCCCAUAUUACGUCCUCAUUCGCCGCUGCAAGCGAAGUACUGGCUUCUUCGUCUGCUUCUCUAGCCUCGACAUCCCUUGCGGAUUCUGGGCAUCUUGUUAGUGAACAAAAGGGCCCGUCGAGUCAUUUACAGGCCUCUCAACAUCUUAAGACGGAUAGCGGGUCUCCGUCGCAGAAAUGGGAGCAUAUAGAUUCGUCUCCCACUUCUUCCUAUCCAUCUAUGUCGUUUCCCGAGACUUCUAUUCCCUCGUCACCUUCUCCGCCGCAUUUUUCACUUCAACAAACCACAGGACGUGAUAAACCUCAGGAGCAACAUUCUGCAGAACGCAAGCCCUCCAACGUGCCACCCUCCACCAUCCCAUCCUUGCUUGACAGUACAAUCGCGCCACGGACACGAAUGAAUUUGCUCCUUACCUCUCUUGCGAUCAACUUAUUACUUCCUUUUGUAAAUGGGGGUGAUGCUAGGUUUUGGAGAAAUAUUUGCCAAGAACGUCCUAGUGGGGUGGAUGGGGUGGAAGUCGCAGAGCGGUCGCACUGCUGCGAAUGUUGGUGUUCGGAGAUGAUCCCUGUCUUGGUAGCGUGCAUGCACACUAUGUACUGAUCACUGGAAAUGCUCUUGAAUAUACACACUUCACUUUCACAC
Suillus subalutaceus is the source of this 1076-nucleotide messenger RNA. RefSeq lists its product as uncharacterized. The record is from RefSeq and is a predicted model, not a curated record. The transcript has 2 exons. The coding region runs from base 78 to 1034 and encodes 318 amino acids. NCBI's taxonomy places the organism in Eukaryota, Fungi, Basidiomycota, Agaricomycetes, Boletales, Suillaceae.